Messenger RNA from Erpetoichthys calabaricus (reedfish), 4837 nucleotides. RefSeq names its product phosphatidylinositol-4,5-bisphosphate 3-kinase, catalytic subunit gamma (gene pik3cg). Gene Ontology annotation, cellular component: cytoplasm; phosphatidylinositol 3-kinase complex, class IA; plasma membrane. The record is from RefSeq and is a predicted model, not a curated record. Gene Ontology annotation, molecular function: 1-phosphatidylinositol-3-kinase activity; 1-phosphatidylinositol-4-phosphate 3-kinase activity. The transcript has 11 exons. Gene Ontology annotation, biological process: phosphatidylinositol-3-phosphate biosynthetic process; phosphatidylinositol 3-kinase/protein kinase B signal transduction; phosphatidylinositol-mediated signaling. Bases 328 to 3645 code for a protein of 1105 amino acids. NCBI's taxonomy places the organism in Eukaryota, Metazoa, Chordata, Cladistia, Polypteriformes, Polypteridae.
UAAGACACCCUGACUACGCCGUUAAUUUUCAAAGAUGAAGUUAGACGGACAGAAACUACAAACAUUCGGGCGCUUUUGAAAUGAAAGCACACGUAAAAAUAGAUAACCAAUCGGACGCUUGCGUGUCGUUAGCUGCAGAGUUUAGAAACAGGAAUUGUAAAGGGAGGGGUGGGGAAACUUUCCAAGGUUGCAAGAAAAAAAAAAUCGGCUACUUGGCAACAUAUCUUCGGUUCCCAAAAGCUGCAUCAAUGUGGAAUACGAGCUGCUCAGUACACCUCUCCGAGGACACACGCCGGUCCGCGCUCCUGAUUUACGUUCAGUUUAGUCAUGGAACAGCUAAACGAGGAUAAGGAGCCUGUGAUUGUCAGAGAAGACAAAAAGAGAAGAAGGGGGAAAAUGAAAGCUUUUGUAUCUUCUACUAACAUAAUUACAAUGGAUCAAAUAGUUGUGGAAUUUAUCCUCCCUUCUUAUGGAAAAUUUAGCAAAACUCAGGAAUCCAUAUUACUUGAUCUUACUGGAAACUGCACUGUUGAGCAAGUUAAAACACAGCUGUGGAUGAAAGCGAUUGAGAUCAGUGAAUGCCCUGAUUUCUAUCAAAAGAUCACUCCUGAUCAGUGUAUAUUACUCUAUCAGAAGAAAGGACAGUGGUAUGAAAUUUAUGACAAGCAUCAGGUGUUUCAAACUCUUGACUGCAUACGCUAUUGGAAAGCUUUAAAAAAAGAUGUGGGAAAAAUUCAGUUAGUCCACAGAACACAGCUUUCUGAAGAAUCUAGACAAUACCAAUCCUAUCUAAAUUAUCUGAUAGGCUAUGAUGUAACAGAUGUCAGCAAUGUGCAUGACGAUGAGCUUGAGUUUACUAGGCGGAAACUUCUGACCCCUCGAAUUGUUGAAUUAGCCAAUCGAGAUGCCAAACUGUACUCAAUGGAUCAUUUUAUAACUAAUAAGCCUAUGCCAGAAUUUCUUUUGAGUAAGAUCAGUAACAAUAACAUUUUAAUUGUCAUUCAUCGAGAGAGAGCAAGUCAGACGAUCAAAGUAGACCUUGAUGACACACCAAAACAAAUACUUGAAAAUUUUUUUACAAAAAUUGCUAAAAAGAGGGCACUGCUUGGCAUUUCAGAAGAAGACAGUGAAUCAGAUUUUAUUUUGAGAGUCUGCGGUCGAGAUGAAUACAUUUUUGGUGAUGUUCCAAUUAAAAACUUUCACUGGGUUAGACAGUGUUUGAAGAACAGUGAUGAAGUCCACCUUGUUUUGGAGUCACCCCCAGAUCCAGAUAAAGAUAUUGUCCAGAAGGAGGACUGGUCUCUAGUUGAUGACUGCACUGGUGUUGCAGGGUCACAUGAGCAGCUGACUAUAGAAGAAAAGGACCACGAGAAGCUCUUCACCAUUUCACUGUGGGACUGUAACAGGAAAUUUCGAGUCAAAAUACUUGCUAUUGAUAUUCCAGUUCUUCCUCGAAAUUCAGAGCUAAUAGUUUUUGUUGAAGCAAGUAUCUUUCAUGGGCAACAGUUGCUGGCACAACAAAGAACAUCCUCUAAGCCAUUUACUGAAGAGGUUUUGUGGAACAUUUGGCUAGAGUUUGAUAUUAAGAUCAAAGAUCUGCCAAAAGGAGCCCGGUUAAGCUUACAGGUAUUCUGUGGCAAAAUCCAAUCCCAGAUCUCAAAGAGUAACUUUCAGGACAGCAUUAAUUUUGAUUCCAAAUCUAAGAAUCGCCUUCUCUAUUAUGUCAAUCUUUUGUUGAUUGAUCAUCGGUCACUUCUGAGGCAAGGAGAGUAUAUCCUUCAUAUGUGGAAGAUGCCAGAGAAAAGUGAAGAUCACAGUAGUGUCAAUGCAGACAAACUCACUUCUGCAACCAACCCUGACAAAGAAUCAUCCAUGGCUAUAGUUAUAAUGCUAGACAAAUAUGCCUAUCCUGUUGUUCUCCCCAAAAGCCUUGAUUCAUCAGGAGCAGAAAGUGGAAGGUCAGCACGGGAUAUGCCUAACCACUUGCGCAAACAGUUUGAGGAUAUUGUCAAAACUGACCCUUUGUAUCCACUAAGCCCAGAAGAUAAGGAACUGCUUUGGCAUUUCAAGAAUGAAUGCAUGAAGUGCCCAAAAGCAUAUCCAAAAUUCCUUAAUUCAGUGCAGUGGGGUAAGCAAGCUGCAGUUUACACAACACAUUGCCUACUUGAAAAUGAGGACACAUGGGAUCGAAAUAAACUGGAUGUUGGAUUAGCAAUGCAACUGCUAGACUGCAACUUCUCAGAUGAAAAAGUCCGCACAAUGGCUGUAAGAAAACUUGAGAAUUUGGAAGACGAUGAUGUUCUCAGAUACCUUCUGCAGCUUGUACAGGCUGUAAAAUUUGAGCCUUACCAUGACAGCUCCCUUGCUCGAUUUCUUCUCAAGCGUGCCCUGAGAAGUAAAAGAAUAGGCCACUUUUUGUUCUGGUUUCUAAGAAGUGAAAUUGCUCAGUCCAUGCACUACCAACAGAGAUAUGCAGUAAUUCUGGAAGCCUAUUUGAGAGGAUGUGGAGAAGCUAUGCUUCAGGACUUCAAAAAACAAGUAGAAGUCACUAAAGCCUUACAGAAAGUGGCCAAGGAGAUUAAAACUGUGUCUGCAGAGAAGUAUGAUGUAUCUGCACAAGUUGUUUACCAACUGAGACAGAAACUUGAAAAACUGCAGUCAACUGGUUUUCCUGAUAACUUCAAAGUACCUUAUGACCCGGGUGUCAGAGCAGGUCAGCUUGUGAUUGAACAGUGUAAAGUAAUGGCAUCAAAGAAAAAACCAUUAUGGUUAGAAUUCAGACAUGCAGAUCCAACGACCAUCUCCAGUGACACCAUUGGAAUCAUAUUUAAGGAUGGUGAUGACCUUAGACAAGACAUGCUGAUUUUGCAGAUUCUUCUGAUUAUGGAAUCUAUUUGGGAAACAGAAUCCUUGGACCUGUCGCUCUUACCCUAUGGCUGCAUUUCUACUGGAAACAAAAUUGGAAUGAUAGAAAUUGUGAAAAAUGCCACAACUAUAGCCAACAUUCAGCAGAGCACAGUUGGGAACACUGGGGCUUUCAAAGAUGAAGUCCUGAAUCAGUGGUUGAGAGAUAAAUGCCUGACUGAAGAAAAGUUUCAGGUGGCUGUAGAAAGAUUUGUGCAUUCAUGUGCAGGCUAUUGUGUGGCUACAUAUGUCUUAGGAAUUGGAGACCGCCAUAAUGACAACAUUAUGAUUGCCGAAUCAGGAAAUUUGUUCCACAUUGAUUUUGGACACAUUCUUGGUAAUUAUAAAAGCUUCAUGGGAAUAAAUAAGGAAAGAGUUCCCUUUGUGUUGACCCCUGAUUUUCUAUAUGUGAUGGGAUCAUUUGGAAAGAAGACUAGCCCUCUGUUUCAGAAAUUUCAGGAGGUCUGUGUCAAAGCUUAUCUGGCACUGAGGCACCACACUAACCUUCUGAUCGUCCUCUUUUCAAUGAUGUUGAUGACUGGCAUGCCACAGCUGACCAGUAAAGAAGACAUUGAAUAUAUCCGUGAAGCUCUCACUGUAGGAAAAAAUGAAGAGGAUGCAGAGAAGCACUUUCUUGAUCAGAUUGAAAUUUGUCGAGACAAAGGGUGGACUGUGCAAUUCAACUGGUUUCUUCAUUUGGUCCUAGGCAUCAAGCAAGGGGUUGAAAAACGUUCAGCAUAGCUUAAAUGUAUACUAAGGCCUUUAUGAUAACCUAAUUGCAUGAACUGUGGCCAAAAGCGUUUUGGUUGUAUGUGAAGGUAAUAGUAGAAAAUUCCAUGCCAAAGCUUCAGGAUUAUCAAAACUGUACUAGAAUAUUUUUGUGCCUCCCUUAGUCCUCUUUCUCUGUACCACAAGCUGCAUAGACAUUCCUUCAUUAACAAUCCUAAAGAUUCAAUAGUUUCUGGUUGGUGGCCAUGAUCAUCUCUCUCGCCAUUAUGACAAAGCUGGGUAGAAGAAGAGUAACAAUAAAUUCAAAUGAAAAGCAAUAUUGAUAUUCCAUUCUGCACAGAUUGAUAAUGUGAAAAUAAUGUGAACAUUAGAAAAAUGGUUUGACACGAACAAGCUUUUCAACCUAGAAUAAAAUGCUAUAAUCUGGCAAUUGCUACAUAUCUAAUGUGUUGAAAAUAACAUGAAGUCCAGAUUUAAAGAUCACCAAGAUGAUAUUUUAAUCUGCAAUCUGACAUGUUCUAUAUAUCAAUAAUUCUUUCUACAAAGAAACAUUUUUAAUCUAUUUGUAAAAUGUAUUCUUAACUAACUCAAAUUGUUUUCUUACAGAAAAGAAAAAAACUGUUUUAAAGUAACAGCUGGAAUCUACACUGUACCUUAAUUUAUAACUUUAAAUAUCGAAACUAAUUCAUCUCUUAAUCUUUGUCUGCUUUAACCUAAAAGAUUCCUCUCUUUCUGUCUUCCUGGCAGCUCAUACCCUGUGGACAAGGAGUCAGUCUAGUAGCUGUCCUCUUGACUUUCUUUGGUAAUGUUAUGUUAUAUUAGCAUUAUGGAGGCCCAAACUGCAAGCAAUAUAGUAGUUGCUAUCUUACAAUUUCAUUAUACAUCUUAAGACUACCUGUAUACUGAUUUGCAUUGUAUGAAACCUACUAGUUAUUUCAGUGGUUCCGAUUUUUGGGGUAUAAUUACCCUACAUUUUUAAAAUAUGGUUUAAAUUAACCCAUAGCUUCUUAAUUUCCAUUACAUUUAGCAAGUUUGUUAUUUGGGGCUUUUUUGAUUUUUCUGAAUUUUUUCUAGCGUGAUACAAAAUGUUAAGUUAACUGAAUUUUGUGAGUUUGAAAAUGUUAUGUUAUUUCAUUAAGUCAAGACAAGAUGCCCUUCUUGUUUGCACUUUAUCAUAAGGCGUUAAAUACAAUUGUUAAGUUCA